AUGGAUAAAGUCAAGUUAAUUCAGGAGUGGUUGAAAAUGGCUCAGAGUCACCAAAAGUCUUACACAGAUGUGAGACGAAGGGAUUUAGAGUUUCACAUUAAUGACUGGGUAUUUCUUAAAGUCUCUCCUAUGAAGGGUGUCAUGAGAUUUGGUAAGAAGGGGAAGCUUAGUCGUCGCUAUAUUGGACCACACAGAACUCUGCGAAAGGUUGGUCAAGUGACUUAUGAGCUUGAGUUGCCGCAAGACUUGGUUGCCGUGUACCCAGUGUUCCAUGUGUCUAUGUUGAGAAAGUGCGUGGGAGACCCCUUGUCGGUUGUCCCGACUGAUAGCAUAACAAUUAAUGAUAGUUUGAAUUAUGAAGAAGUCCCAGUGAAAAUCCUUGAUCGUCAGGUUCGCAAGUUGAGAACGAAAGAAGUUGCUUCAGUGAAAGUCCUUUGGAGGAGUCAGAAAGUUGAAGAAGCUAUGUGGGAAGUAGAAGAGGACAUGAAGUCUAGAUAUCCCCAUCUCUUUGGAGAGUUAGCAGAAAGUGUUGAAGGUAAUUUAUCUUCUCAUUCAGAUUUCCUUUCAUGGUUUCCCUGUUCCCAGUAA
Messenger RNA from Lycium ferocissimum, 588 nucleotides. RefSeq lists its product as uncharacterized. The coding region runs from base 1 to 588 and encodes 195 amino acids. The record is from RefSeq and is a predicted model, not a curated record. Lineage: Eukaryota; Viridiplantae; Streptophyta; Magnoliopsida; Solanales; Solanaceae. The transcript has a single exon.